AUGAACUCAGAUACAAAUAUGCAAAUGAUGUCAAAGGUCUCGAUACCACCGAUAUGGUCCAUACUGAAGGGAAGAGAUGACGAGGAUGUCACGUCGCCCAGGUACACAAAGGGCAAACAGCUGUCGAUGCUGUCGUCGCAUGGUUCUGAUUCCUUAGAGACUUCCCCAAGAACAAGCAUCACUUCCCAUGACUUGACCCAGAGCAGUAGUUCCAGCGGCGUGUCCAGCAAUUACACAACAAUAACAGAAGCGGAGUUUUACAGUAGAUGCUCUACCAAUUUAGAGAAACUGAUAAUAGAGAAAAACGAGAUUAGCAAACAGCUGGACAGCUAUAAAGCAGUGACAAAGGACUCACUGGUGUCAUCAGAUUUCAUCAAGGAGUUCAGCGACAGAUUGAUAUCGAUUCAGAAAUCGAUAGACGAAAUAACCAAGUUGCAGCAUGACUACGAAAUAGCAACACAACAGGAGAAAAUCAGAAUCCUCGCAUGCCAGUACCCUUCUGGCUCUUCCAGAAGCUCGUACGUAUCACCAGAACAGAAAUUCCUGCCUUCUUUCAAAAAUCUGGCCUCACAACCACAACAGCAACAGCAUCAACAACAGCAACAACAGAACACUACAUCAUCGUCACCAAAUCAGAUAUCGUCACCAACAACAGUACCACAGACUUCAGCGUACCAAAGACAACCAGUGUCUCAUUCGAUACCCUCAAUACAUUCUUUAUCAAACCCAGUAUCAAGUCCGCUAGUGCCGACAUCGAACAGAACUCUGCAACUGAAAUCCCCUAACCAGACAAAGAUACUCGGGCCCAACGAACUGGCCAACCCAGCUCAACAACAACAUUCAUACAUACAAUACACUCAAGGAGAAUACCCUUCAUAUGGAUACCAAAAACAAUUCGUAAAUGCAUAUCAAAACACAAGAAACUCAGAAGGCCAGAUUUUCCAAGUAGGAAAUGAGAACAGAAGCAAAUCAUUGAACGUCGCCAGUAUAUUAAUGGAUAGCCGCCGAGGUAGCUUGCCCUUCCCAGCCUACGGAAACUUACAGCCAACGUCCUAUGCUGUACACUCUCCGAUAGGUGGGAACUUGUUCCACAGUUCAUACCAGUUUUCUGCAGGAUCUCCAACAAUGACAGGAUAUAAGUCCGCUACGACUGAUGCAAUGAGUGCAGUUCCAGGAAGUGGAAUCAUAAACGAUAAAUCACCUAGCUUGAGCAAUGUGCUUGAUUCCUAUUCUGUAACUAAUCCUGGACCCAAGAAGAGGGGAAGGAAAAAGAAAAUUAAAGAAGGUAUAGUAUCAUCAUCUUUCAGCUCAGGUUUACCAAUUCCCCAUUCCUUGGCGUUAGCAAAUGCAGAAACUCUCAAACCACAACACAUAAACUCUCUAUCAAAAAACAUUAACAACAGUGCGGGCACUGUAGUAAUGACUUCAUGUUUACAUUGUGGUGAGAAUCACACUCCUGAAUGGAGAAGAGGGCCAUACGGAAAUAGAACACUUUGUAAUGCCUGCGGUUUGUUUUACAGAAAAGCGAUAUCCAAAUUUGGGGUAAAAAAUGCUAACUUAUUAUUAAGAUACAGAAAGCGUAUAAGCAAUACUGCUAAUAGAAGGGUACCCAAGAUGUUGAAGAUCCCUAUCGGAAUAAUUGAAGAGUUUGAUGCAGAUCCUUAUCUUGAUAGUAACUACAACACCAUAAGGAAAGAAGAGUAA
Molecule: messenger RNA, 1704 nt
Organism: Nakaseomyces glabratus
Lineage: Eukaryota; Fungi; Ascomycota; Saccharomycetes; Saccharomycetales; Saccharomycetaceae
Gene: GAT2
Product: Gat2p
Biological process (GO): regulation of DNA-templated transcription
Molecular function (GO): zinc ion binding; sequence-specific DNA binding
Source: RefSeq, a predicted model, not a curated record